GGGCGGGGGGUGACUUAGUGUCAGUUCCCCCACUGCCCCCGCCAUGCUGCGCACCCCCCCCCCGCUGAGCGGGGUCGUGCCGGUUGCGCUCCGGAAGUGGCCCAUCACCCUGGUCUCUGAGCCCUCGUCUGGCCGCGCCCUGUGCAGCGUGUCAGAUCGCAGUGCGGAGCUCUUAAUCUGCCAUCGUAAUGGAGUAGGAAACAGCUGCCCCAGGGUGAGCCAGCGUCACUGAUCUCUAGGGUCCCCCCCACACCCCGCAGUUUCCCCUACAUGACUGCACAACUGGCACUUACUGCUGUGAAGGCAUUGUUUGCUCUGGGGGGAGAAGUAGCUCUAGAGCUGGAUAAUCAAGUUUUACCGUAAACGAUGCCUCUAUCAGAGAAGAAAGUCCUUCUCUGAUGAAAAUUGCAGGAUUAAGGCCAAAAUCACCAUAACAGUCACUGUUUAGGAUGUAGCAGCAUCUGAAGAAAUAUGAAGUGGCUUUGUGUCAUAUUGACAAAAAAAAUUGGAUGUCGUCUCUGGGCGCUUUCAACAAUGAUUCCCAAAAAAGUAAAAACAUUUCCUUAUCCCUAUAUCAUUGAGCAUAGAAUGUUGUCAGGUUACAAACCUAAAAAUAACAUCAAAGACUCUUACAGACGUCUUAAACUUCAGGAGGGGUGUUCCCUAGAUGAUGUAAGAAGUUCAUUUAGAAAUCUUGCCAAACAGUAUCAUCCAGACAGUGGUUCCAUCACAGCUGAUUCCGCAACAUUUAUGCAGAUAGAAGAAGCAUACCGAGUUGUGCUUUCUGAUGUGGCCAAGAAAAUGAAAUCAAGUGAAAGUGAAAAUGAAGAGGAAACCAAAUUCAAAUCCAAAGCACCACAGCACAGGCAGUAUUUAAGUUUGGAAGGUGUUGGUCUUGGGACUCCGAGUCAAAGAGAGAGACAGUACAUGCAGUUUAGAGUAGACCGUGCAGCUGAGCAGGUGAUGGAAUAUCGAAAGCAGAAACUUGAGAGCCAGUAUGCUAUGAACACUAUGAUAGCCAAAGAUAUAAGGCAGAGUAAGAAGGUAAAAAUUACCCAAGCAAUUGACCGUUUGGUUGAGGACCUCAUCCAGGAAUCAAUGGCUAAAGGAGACUUUGAUAACCUCAGUGGUAAAGGAAAACCAUUGCAGAAAUUUUCAUACUGUCCACAUAUUGAUCCUAUGACUCACAACCUGAACAGAAUUCUAAUAGAUAAUGGAUACCAACCAGAAUGGAUUCUGAUGCAGAAAGAAAUACGAGAAACUAUUGAGGAACUAAGAAAGAACAUAGUAGCAUCUAGGAAUAAACUUGGAGAGCCAAUGACACCAUGUAGACAGAAACAAUGGAGUCAGAUUUGUGAACAAUUAAUAGAAGAUAUCAAGAAACUAAACAAAAGAAUUAAUGACUUUAAUUUAAUUGUUCCCAUUCUGAACAGACAAAUGGUUCAUUUUAAUGCAAACAAAGAAAUUGCACGAGCCCAGAAGGCUUAUGAGAUCCUCUUGGAAAAAACAAAGACCACUGAUGUGGAUACAAAGGAAAAUGAACAGGAAAAAGUUAAAAUGUUUAGGCUUAAAUCCGGCUUUUUUAAGUGGAUAAAUCUUAUGUUGAAAUAAAAUAAAAUGGAUGUACCAGUUUUGAUUAAAUAUUCAUGUUAAUACAUUUUGUAGUUUGAGAGAGAAUUUUUCAGGUUUACUGAAAAUAUAAAACCUACCUGUUUUAAUGUUAUAAUGUUUAGAAGGAAUCUAGCUGCUUGACCUGGCUCUCCAAGUGGUCAAUAUGAAAGCUGCUUAAGAAUAAAUAAUUUUUCUUGGCCAGUUUUGCUUCUGUCAAGCUUAUUCUUCUGCAUAUAUUGAACCAAUGUUUUAUUUGGGUAAAUCAGAAAGAAUUAAACCUCGUAAAAGUAUCAUUAUCUUUGCUUUACAAAUUAGGAAACUGAGGUGCAAAGAAAUGACAGCAAGUUAGUGACAGAACCAAGAAUAAAAUCUAUAUUUAUUAACUUCCUAUCCUGUGCUCUAUUCAUUGAACCAUUCUGCCCUCUUAGGUUGAAUGCUUACAGCAAGGAACAGUGGGCAGGUAAAAAAAAGAGCCCUUUUAAGUAAUAAGUUGUCUUAUUUAAAAAACUAUUUAUGUCAGAGACUGUUUUCUGGUAUAAGGAAUUGUGGCUAAUAGUGGAGUCCCUGCUCGCAUGAGCUGGUACGUAUUUCUUUAGAUAAGUAGACUGAACAUUUUCCUGAGAAUGCUGGGAGCUUAGUUACUAGUUCCGUUUUCUGAAUGCUUCUUAUAUGUUAAAAGGACACUGAGAAAGCUGACAGGCCCAAAAUGUAAACCUUACCACCACAACAACUUUUUGUCCCCUGAUGGUUGCUUCUAGUGUCUGACCAUUCCAAAUGAAAGCUGAAACAGUAUUAAAAUCACAGCUCAUUGACAGGUGAUCUAGCAACAAUCAAACCUGAAUUUAUUGCAUUUGUUUACACAUACACUCAUUUUGUACUGUGCCUGUGCUGUCCUUGCAUUCUAUGUUUUUGUGAUCUGGCAAAAGGCUGAAAUUGGCUCUCAAGUUUUUCAGAGACCAGGAUUCUUGUCUGUUUCCAUAGUCCAUCCCCUCAUAAGAAAUGAGCAGACAGAGCAAGUAAAAGACUGGUAUGAUGUGUACAAACUCAUAUGCAAUCCCACUGAGCUGAGUUUACUGGUGGUGGGUCAUGCAGUUGAGAAGCUUGCACUGCACCCCUUAGUUUUGGUAGGAUAAGGAUAAUCAUUUUUCAUCGUCAUCUAGACAUUAAAAAGAAAAAUUCAAGAGGUCACAUUUAGGGCCUUUCAAUCUUCAGUGACCCUACUGACAGCUGAAAGGGGUACAUUUUCCUUUUUGUCUUAUGAAUAGCAAUACUCAAAGCCAUGGAAUGCUUGAAUACAUUAUUUUAGCAUCUCAGGGAAGAUUUUGUCCUUUCACAAACUUUGUGCUCAUUUUAGGUGUCACUGCUGUAUGAAUGCCUGCUUAUUCAUUGAAGAGUAUAAGUGACUGUUAGUAGUUCUUGUUUAUAAGGGAAACUUCAGACCAGGCAGACUUCUGCUUAAAUUUAGGGCUUAAUUACAGCAGAUAAAAGCCUUUUUGCACAAUACUAUUAAAAAGAUUGUAACUUCUGUUUGUCCAGAUGACCAAUGGAAUUUGACUGGCAUUUCUAAUUAAACUUAUCCAACAGUACAAACAAAAUAAUUGCUCAUUUCUCAACUGCAAACUGAAUAGGUGCGGACAGAUUCCUUGUACUUUAAAUCAGCUUUACAAAAUGGUCAUGAAAAAUUAUCAGGCACAAGAUCUGCUUUUCCACACUUUACCUUGAUGAUGAUAAAAAAAAUUAAAUUUUACCUGCCCCUGGCAUGUGGGGGAAAGACUGAUAUAUAAAUGUCAGUUUUCUGCAUAUUUUAGGCCAUAAAAUCUUAAGAAUAUCACGGUAUCUAAUCAGCAUUUCUAAAGCCCCUAGCACCAUAAUAUCUAAGAAGUGUAUUUGAAUUAUACAAACCCAAGAAAGAACUACCGAGAGAGCAGUAAAUUCUCCAUCCCAUGUGAGGUCUAAUAAUGGGCCUCUAAUUUGAGAUUGAUGACAGUUCUCUGUUAGGUCUGACUUGUGGAAAAUAAUAAAAUUAAGAUAUGACUUCCAGAUACAAAGGGUGUCUGACUACCUACAUGUACAGGGAGUUAUGUGAAUAAUUAGUAGAUGGAAAGUGCCUUGAAAGGCUUGUCGAUGUGAGAUCUUAAUAUUCAAAUAAAAAUUAGUUAUGGAGUUGUUGGAAUAGACUA
Messenger RNA from Chelonia mydas (Green sea turtle), 3791 nucleotides. RefSeq names its product DnaJ heat shock protein family (Hsp40) member C28 (gene DNAJC28). The record is from RefSeq and is a predicted model, not a curated record. Lineage: Eukaryota; Metazoa; Chordata; Testudines; Cheloniidae. The transcript has 3 exons. Bases 472 to 1611 code for a protein of 379 amino acids.